Molecule: messenger RNA, 1107 nt
Organism: Tripterygium wilfordii
Lineage: Eukaryota; Viridiplantae; Streptophyta; Magnoliopsida; Celastrales; Celastraceae
Product: zinc finger protein 3-like
Exons: 1
Coding region: 177-938 (253 amino acids)
Biological process (GO): negative regulation of abscisic acid-activated signaling pathway
Source: RefSeq, a predicted model, not a curated record
ACUUUUGAAUUGUAACUGUGGAGAAAUAAUCAUAAAAUGUUAUUCAAUUACACAUAUAUAGCAUACAUAAAGCAUUUAUAUAUAUUUACCAUAUAAAUUAACAUUUCACCUUAACUUGCUAUUAAACCCAAAUCUCUUCAUCACAAGAGAGAAUUCAAACCCCCCCCCCCUCCCCAAUGGAGUCUUCAAGAGUAGUAGUACUAUUAGAGCCAAGUUUCUCUAAAAUUUCAACCAUCAAACAACAAGAAGAAGUGAAAGAAGAUCAUCAUAAUCAUCAUCAUGGGCUUGUAUUGGAUCUUAGCCUCUCUAACAAGGAUGAUUCUUCCAUUAAUCAAGGGUCUUCUUCAAAGUUUGAAAUUGAAAAUCUCAUCAAUUCAAUCAAGACAAGUAUUUCUCCUCCUCCUCCUCCUCCUCCUCCAUCGGACGAUCAAAUCGAGCCGCGAAUCUUCUCAUGCAACUAUUGUCAAAGAAAAUUCUACAGCUCACAAGCACUUGGAGGGCACCAAAAUGCACACAAGAGAGAUAGAACACUAGCCAAGCGAGGGCAAAGACUUGGUGGUGGUGGUGGUGCAUACUCUAGCAUAUCUUCUCUGCCUUUGCAUGGCUCAUUCAAUAGAUCACUUGGUAUAAAAGUGCACUCUUUGAUCCACAAGCCUUCCAAUUCUUUGUUAUCAAGUGGUAUUGGUUUUCAAGGACAAAUAAGUGGAUGGUCUAGGCAACCAAUUGAUCAACAACCAGCAAUUGGAAGGCUCAUGACUAUGGAAAAUUUUAAUGUUGGAUCAUCAUCACCAACAAUUAAAGGGGCAGCAAGACUUGGAAGCUCUCGGACGUUUUCGCCGGCCGGUGAAGGGAUUGGCGGAAACUGGUGGGAUAGUGUUGGCCUUUUGAGGACGAAGAAAGAUGAUAUGCAGAAGCUUGACUUGUCCUUGAAGCUCUAGUUGCCUCUUUUUUUUAUUUUUAUUUUUAAGUUCAAUUCUUGUCUUCUUUGAAUUCUUGGGUUUGAUUGUAUAGAUUUUUUUAAUCUAUUUGAUGUUGGAUCGCUUGUAAAUGUUUUUUUUUUGGGCAUAAAAGACUAUGAAAGAUUUCAAUUUUUGAGAUUUUUGUAUU